CUCUCUCCCGCACUCCUCUCUGGCGCUCGUUGGCUGGUGUGUGUUGUAGUCUGAUUGCGUAGAGGCGAUGGCGGCGGUGCGUAGUUUACAGGUGUCAGUCAAGCCAGAUACCGGGUCGGAUCGGUCCGAAUCGGACUCCGAAUCCGAACCGGACCGGGACCUCCGCGAACCGGAGCCCAUGGAAGUUGAAGAGGGGGAACUGGAGUCGAUCUCGGUCCAACGGUCACUCAAAGACCUGCUGCCGGACACAAGCCGGCGUUAUGAAAACAAAGCUGGCACGUUCAUCACAGGGAUCGAUGUCACAUCCAAGGAAGCUGUGGAAAAGAAGGACCAGAGAGCCAAGCGCUUCCAUCUGCGAGCCGAGGAGAAUCUGGCCCAGAGGAACGUGGUGCUGGAUCGGGAGACGAUAAAGAAAGCCGUCCCGCGAGUGCGGUUGGAGGCGGUACACAUGACUGGCGUGGAAGAGAUGAGCACGCAGGACAUUUUCGGGUACUACAAGGAGUACCCCCCCGCUCAUAUUGAAUGGAUCGACGAUGCCUCAUGUAACGUGGUGUGGCUGGAUGACGUGACGUCGACCCGAGCCCUGAUCAACAUCAGCCGCAUGCCGGACCUGGAAACGGAGGCCAGCAAGAUGAGCCCGGUGAAGAGCCAGCCGGAGACCAGCGGGAGAGAUCGGAGAAGUCAGGACUCUGACGAGGAGACAGAGGAAGGGGAGGUGGACGACGAGAGUGUGAGCGAGAGCGACGGGAAAGCGCGUGACAGCGAGGAGGAGGAGGAAUCUGAGAAGAAACCUGCCCCCGAGAGCGAGACUGAUUUAUUAUCUCAGGCGGAGAAAGAGUCCCUGCUUCGUAAUGACCUUCGACCUGCCACCAAGCCAUUUAAAGGAAACAAGCUCUUUAUGAGGUUCGCCACACAGGAUGAUAAGAAAGAAUUGGGAGCAGCCAGAAGAAGCCAGUAUUACAUGAAGUAUGGAAACCCCAACUACGGGGGCAUGAAAGGGAUCCUCAGCAACUCCUGGAAGCGGAGGUUCCAUACCCGGCGUAUUCAACGGGACGUCCUGAAGACGAAAAAGAGCAUCAUCGGGGACGAUGUGGGGCUAACACCCCCUUACAAACACCGUCACUCAGACCUGGUGAACGUUCCCGAGGAGCCGAUCGAGGAGGAGGAAGAGGAGGAGGAGGACAUGGAUGAAGAUGAGCGGGUGGUGGAGUACCGGGAGGAGCGGGAGAGGGAGAGGGGGGCUCGCAGCACCACGGCCCCCCUGCGCAGGCCCAGCCCCCCUGACUCGGACUCCGACUCAGACGAGAUGGAUUACGACCUGGAGCUCAAGAUGAUUUCUACCCCCUCUCCCAAGAAGAGCAUGAAGAUGACCAUGUACGCAGACGAGGUGGAGUCCAAGCUCAAGACCAUACGAAACUCCAUGCGGUCCGACACUGUGGUCAGCAGCAACGUCAAGAACAGAAUUGGAACUGGAAGCAAAACCUCCUCGGAGACGGUCACUGACGUCCGGCUCCUAUUGGAGGAGAAACGGCAGAAUUCGACACAGCAGCACCCGUCGUCCAGCACAACCAAAACAGAUGUACGGCAGCGGCUGGGCAAGAGGCCGCACUCCCCCGACAGCCGGGCCGGUAAAGUGACCGUCAUCAGCCCGGCCCCCGUCCCCCGCAGGGAGCCCCUCAGCGACGUGCACAGCCGGCUCGGGACCCCCAGACAGGACCCCCGGGGGCUCUACUCCGAAAACAGCAAAGACAAGAAGCCAGCUGGGAACCUGUGGAGCCGCCUGGGCUCUUCUUCCUCCUCCAGGUCCCUGAGAAAGGAGAAGCUGUCCCCGAGGAAGGCAGUGGCUGCGAGGGGGAGCUCGGGCUCGGAGAAGGAGGAGGACGACUCGGAGCUGCAGAGGGUGUGGGGCAACCUGAUCAAGGAGAAGAAGGAGAAGGAAAAGGAGCAGUCCCUGAAGAAGAGCCGGCUGGACAACCUGCCCUCUCUGCAGAUCGAGAUCAGCCGGGAUAGCAGCAAUGGCUCUGACAGCGAGUCCUGAGGGAGGGAGGGAGGGAGGGAGAGAGAGAGAGAGAGGGGUGGCGGGGAACGGAAAGGACUUGUUUAAAUUGAAAGAGAGAAAAGACCAUGACGAGUGCAACAAGACCCUGCCCUGUGAGACAGAGAGAGAAUUACAAAGCAGGACUAAACUGUUGCGUAGCAGUUUGAGCAGUGCGACGCAAAGAGAAACGGGACUUCUAUUUAAAUAAAGAUAUAAAGGAAGAAAAUGACCAUGCAAAGGGACCUUUUAAAACAAAAGGAAAAAGUAAACCAAGCUUGUGUUGUAUUUUUCACCCCCCCCCCCCCCCCUCCCUCUCUGGUAUCUGGUUUCUUCUCAUACAUGGAGAUGCUGUAUAUAGACUUCAGUUCCAGACAAUCUUUCUUGCAUCUCUCUGCCAUGAAAUCCCCAGAGAAGCUGUACUGUGGUGUGCCUGUCCUGUCAUACAUCCAUUUGUGAUGAAUAUGGUAGUGGAGUUCAACUCUUCUAGGGCUUGGGUUUAGAUCAGAGGUCAGUGACAUGUUAGGGAGCUGUUACUCCUGUUAGUUUUUUUAAAGCUUGUUUUCAAGUUGCACUUUUUGGCUUGUCAUGUUAAGUUUUCUUGACUGUAACGAAUGGGAAUUCUAUCAAAACCUAGUGUCCUAGAUUAAAGCAACUCCACCUGUCUGUCCCCCACUGGCAGGCUCGGAUUGCACCUCAGCCUUGUCAGAACGGUUGUCUGAGUUUCAACACUGGUCCCCUUUGUUUCAAUUUUGACUUCAAGAUUUUUUUUUUUAUUCCAAUGCAAAGGUAAAUAUUAUAGGUAUUGCAAAAAAAAAAAAAAAAAAAUCUGCAACAAACUACUUUUAAUUAAGAGGUUUUUUUAUAAAGCUAAUUUGAUAACAUUUAAAUAUAUACAAAUGUUUUAUCAGUUUCAUUAUAUUGUGGUAAAUUCAUAAUCCCAGAUAGAAAUCCUGCAUUUAACAUUCUGUUCAGACCCUUGUGUUAGGAUUGCAUUCCAAGCCCUGUUUCUGUGGCGAUUCUUGCAACCAUAUCAUUGCUUUGAGCCAGUGUUUAUAAAAAGAAAGGUAAUGGGCAAAAUCUCAAAUGCUGUUUACUCCAAAUUGACAUUAGCCUAUUUCUUUCUGAAAGUACUAAAAAAAUUACACUAAGACUACUAAUAGCGCUGUGCUGUCCUAUUUGUUGGCCUGGUAACUUCGCUUGGUGCGUUACGCCAAUGACGAUUCGGAGUAAGCCUUGAGAAUGUAGCCCAUUCAAUACAUGUCAAAAAGAUAAUAAAAAAAAUGUGUAAAAGGAUCUAAAGUAUAUUGUGAGCAAUUGCCAGCCCAAACAUGCAGAACAUACAGUUUCUAUUCCUUUCUCGCUGUGUAUUUAUUGCCUUCUUGCUGAGAUUGCUCUGUGAGAAAGCCUAUUGCCUCGUCUAAGUGGACCCCAGUUUACGAUCCAAUGCCUUCUAGUGUUAACUACCUGAAUUAACUCAUUGGAGUUAAAGUGAGGGAGAGCGACGGGGAUUCGGGAAGUCAUUUCCUGCUGUAGUUCAGGACAGCAGCUUUUGAACCUGACCCCAUGUUGGUCAACAUGCCCUCUUAUAAGUUUCCUAACCUUAAACACGUUGGUAGAAACGGUACCCGAGGUAGCUGUUGUUUUGACGUUGCCUAGCUUUGUAAUGCACUUUCUGCAUAAUGUAUGAAACUUUAUUUACCAGGGUCAAUAAUAAUGAUAGAGGCACCUGCCACGUGCUAGCGUCAGAAUUCACUGGAACCCCUUCAGUAUGGCAGUAGAACCUUCCUGGAGCUUUACAGAUGCACAGAAACACAAUCUGGUAUAGUUCAAUACCUUGUCCUUUCUUUAAUUGUUUUUGGUAGGUGAUUUUCCCAGCAUUUAGAUUGCCAUGGUUUUCUGCUCACAGUUUUGUAGCUGCUUGCAUUCCACAUCAGAAGGUGAGGAAACCUCACCUUUCCUAAUCUCAACAUGAUGCAUAGACUGCAAAUGGGGAAAGUAAACGUGAGGGGGGGACACCAAAACCACACAGGCCACAGUAAACGUUGCCUGAAGCUACAUGCGCUGUAUUGACCCAGUGCGCCUUGCCUUUUCAGGGCAGCAUAACAAGUCAAUCUCUAUAAACUGAUAAAGCAGCAAGGAGGAGGUGACAUUUCUAAGCAAUCUGUCUUCGAAAACGUUUCUCUGCUGAAGACGCUGGCUGAAAUGUUUCUCUGCCUGACUUGAGUUUCUUUCGAGUUUUGCCUAUAAGGCUGGCUUCACAGAACCCGAUCAGCACGAAUCUUGGCAUACCUGAUCCAGAGGUAUC
Molecule: messenger RNA, 4343 nt
Organism: Acipenser ruthenus (sterlet)
Lineage: Eukaryota; Metazoa; Chordata; Actinopteri; Acipenseriformes; Acipenseridae
Product: nuclear cap-binding protein subunit 3-like
Exons: 13
Coding region: 68-2038 (656 amino acids)
Cellular component (GO): nucleus; cytosol
Molecular function (GO): mRNA binding; RNA 7-methylguanosine cap binding
Source: RefSeq, a predicted model, not a curated record